CAUCACCAUACGGGAAGAUGGGAUACGAGCAGGAUCAGGCGACUUUGAAUCCGUACCGGAUGCGGUAUCAAGCCCCAGGCCACGAGAUCAGGCACUAACUAGGCACCAAGAGCCAAGGCACCGAGGCAGAGUUAUCCGAUCUAACACCUCAGGCAUUCCAACGUCCAGGCAUCCAGACAUUCAGGCAGAGGUGAGAAAAAUCAAGGCACUAAGGCAGGAGCUAUCCGUCGUCACUGACUAAUGGCACGUGACUAUGGCCGGCGGAAGUCGGCUGGGAACGCAGAAGCAUCAAGAUGCAAUCCCCUCCGCCGACAGUGGAAUUGUCCCCGAUCCGUGCAUUCAGCGGCCACUCAUUACCCUGCCUUCCUCCUGAACGUACCAUCGGUCUUCGUGUGGCUGACGGACUCAACCCAUUUUCCUUGAUAACGAACCCUCCCUAACACACUCCUCAAUUCAUCACAUCAUGGGCGCCGGCAGCUCCAAGCCCGAGGCCUCGGCCGGCUCGACACACGUUUUCACGAGCAACUCCCCCGUUCAAUUCUCCUCCAACCUAGUUGAGUCCCUCCAGAACAACACCGAGACCGACUCCUCCCGCGCCAAAGCCCUCGAACUCCAGAUCCAAGCGCGCGUCUCGGAAGAACUCGAACGCCUCCGCGCCCGCGAACAGCAGACCCUCGCGGAGAUCGAGAAGCGCCUCGCCGAAGUCAAAGACACCGCCACCUCUUCCUCUUCAUCAGCAUCCUCCACAUCCACCCCGAACAUCGCCUACCCGCCGGGCUCCCUGAACCUGGAUGCGCCCCGCAUCCCCUUCGCCGGCCGCGAGGCCACCCCCGCCGCUGCCGCGGCCCCGGAGGCCCAGAAGCCCAUCAACCUGGACGUGUCGCGGGACUCGGUGAACUCGGAGAUCGAGGAGCUGCGCGCCCGGCUCGAGGGCCGGCGGCGGUUGGCGCAGCUGGACGGGGAGGUGGAGAAGGCCCGGGCGGAGGUGGUGGGUUGUCUGCGGUUGAACGACCGGCGGCCGCUGAACUGCUGGAAGGAGGUCGAGAGCUUUAAGCGCGAGGUCGCGAAGAUGGAGGAGGCGUUUGUGGAUCGGAUUGUCGGUUAAAGUCGGGGAUAAAAUGGGCAGACAGACAGAAAGACAGAGACGGGGGGGAUCUUUGGGAACAUGCGUCCACUGACGCUUGUGUAAAGUGUGUUGUUAGUUCUGUGUGAGUGUAUGUGUUAGCUAUGUUGUUUCUUUAUGAAUAGAUUCGAUUCCUGUGGUUUUUCCUUCUUGGUUUGUGUCAUGAUGUAUAUGUCCGUCGAAUUGGGGUUUAUUUUGGCUGCUUGCUCCAUAGAUUCAAGCACUUGUUUCCG
Molecule: messenger RNA, 1356 nt
Organism: Aspergillus fijiensis CBS 313.89
Lineage: Eukaryota; Fungi; Ascomycota; Eurotiomycetes; Eurotiales; Aspergillaceae
Product: Mic19 family protein
Exons: 3
Coding region: 464-1105 (213 amino acids)
Source: RefSeq, a predicted model, not a curated record